AUCACUCGCUCCGCCAGCGACAUGUUUACCAUUUACUGCUAAGCCACACUGAGAGAGAGAGAGAGAGAGAGAGAGAGAAGUUCUGUAGCGUAGCUUUUCUUCAGUAGUGUGUAUCCAAUUUUAACCAAAUAUGCUCUCUGCAAGGGUAUACAAAUGUAUAUAUUUUAUCUGCCAUUUUCUAUGAUAAAUCAAUCGAAAUUUGGGAGCAGAAAAUUGACUUAUUAUAAAAACAUUUAUAUGAAAAUACUAGCGUAUCUAAAUGAUGAAUCAAUUGAUCGCUCUUCAGUAGAUUAUUUCCUAAUAACAAACGACCUUGUGACCCUGCAAUUGCACAUCACAAGAGAGAGUUUAUAUCGGUGGUUAAUGCGGAUACAAUAAGCAUUCUGUUCUUAACAUCAGCCAUGAUCGCUGUGCUUUGGAUCUGCUGGUUUCUCAUAAUAAAUGGCGUGAUGACAGAGCCCCGCAACUUUCGUCUAGUUCUCGAUGACAUCAUCGUGUCGGACCGAGAUCCGGACUUGAUUGAAAAGUUGGAGGUUCAGUUGUCCCAGAGGAAUAAUCGGAGCUACCUGGAUGCCCAAAUAAUAUUCAAACGUAAUUUAAAGGAAAUGUCUGCACGUACCGCUCUGGAUUUUUGGAAAAGCAGCAAUACAAAAAUGAGGUUAUACGAUGUACGAUUGGAUGCGUGUCUCUUCCUCGAUGUGAGCCAUAAGAAUCGAUUGUUUAACAUCUUCGCCAAGGCCCUAAGAAAAUAUUCCAACCUGAGUUGCCCCUCUAAAGCGAACUUUACCUACACGUUUAAGGAACUUUAUUUCGAUGAGGAGGAACUACCCUCCUUCAUACCGCUGGGCGUCUUUCGGGCACUGAUCGAAUACUCAACCAAACAGAGAUUGAAUGCGCGUAUCAAAACCCGCGGAAAAAUUGUACCCAGACUUUAAGUUCCGAUGCUGAACGAAAAGUUUCAUAAUAAAUGCCAAAUACAAUCUGUGGAAAAGGAUUUCUUACUUUUAAAAUGGAUUCAACAUCAAAAGUACGCCAGUUUUACCUUGUCUCCACAUACUCGUAUAAUAUAUCUCGAAGUUGGUGAUCCAGUCUGGGCGAUGGUUACACAUCACUACAGCCUUCUGCAUUAGGUAGAAUCUGAUUGAAGGCCUCAACACUUACCUGUAGAUACCCCUGCCCUACCCAUUUCAUCUUUGAAUAUCGGACAAACAAUUUACGGCACAUGUGGGGCCAGUGUUUUUACUAAAUGGCACAAAUCCAACCGGCUCU
Molecule: messenger RNA, 1269 nt
Organism: Drosophila miranda
Lineage: Eukaryota; Metazoa; Arthropoda; Insecta; Diptera; Drosophilidae
Exons: 2
Coding region: 402-935 (177 amino acids)
Source: RefSeq, a predicted model, not a curated record